CCAGGCCUUUUAAUGACCCUGAGUGUGUGAGUGUGUGUGUGUAUGUGUGUGUGUGUGUGUGUGUGGCAGGAGCUAGAAUGGAGUGUCUGUUGUGUAAGUUGUGAGUCAUGACACUGGUGACGAUGUCAAGACGUCACACACACACACACACACACACACACACACACACACUCACCUCUCCAUAACGGACGGACGUGGCAUCUCACAGCACAGGGAUGGAGGAAAAGAGGUGAGCAAGUCUCUGUGUUUCAGAAGCUUCUCUGGUCACAAAUGGGUGCCAUUACUUACUGUUAGACUGGAGAAUAAUGAGUAGCAGAGGAGAAGUUGUUGGAAAUCUUCAACUUUUACCACCAAGUGACUCUGGAGACCGGAGAGCAACUAAAAUGCCGGGAUACGUUCUUGAUAUUAUUAAUUCUCCAUGACGAUCUCAGUGGAAGGAUGUUCUUCAGUGUUCUUCAGGAUGCUGAAAACUAAACAUAGAUCACAUUCUGUGGAAUCACCUGCCUGACUUCUUCACCUCUUUAUCCUAUCUCCUGAUCUUCUUAAACACUACUCCUCAGAUAAUUUGUUGCAUUACGGAGCUAUUUAUCUUUUCACGCUGGCAAUCUUUUUUCUAGAUUUACCUGACGUAAUGGAACUCUUUUCUAAUGUUCUCCUGCUGUUCUUUACCCGCAUGUAAGUUUUUGUACCACAUGUUUAACAUUUAAAACAAAGCAGAAGCACACUGCUCAGCAGCAGUUAUUAUCAUCCUGGGAGAGUUCCAUCAGUCUCCAUCUCCGGUUCCUCAGCAUGUUGUAGAGUUCCUGAAGCUCUGCUAGAUCCUGAAGCUCUGCUAGAUCCUGAAGCUCUGCUAGAUCCCGUCUCCGGUUCCUCAGCAUGUUGUAGAGUUCCUGAAGCUCUGCUAGAUCCUGAAGCUCUGCUAGAUCCUGUCUCCGGUUCCUCAGCCUGUUCUGGGCAGGGUGGUGAUGACCUGGCCAUGAUGGUGGUGACUCAGUUAGAACUGGAGCUCUGUUACCAAGGCAAGAAGCUGCGAGGUUUCACCUGUAAACUGACCCGAUCUGCACACGGCUUCCUGCCUGAGAGCUCGUACCUGAUCGCCGCUCAGGUGGUGCUGCCGUACCUGGUGUCCGGACUCGGAAUGGUGGCAGCCGGAAUGCUCAUGGACAUCGUUCAACACUGGGAUGUGUUUAAAGUGAUCACUGAGGUGUUUAUCCUGGUUCCUGCUCUCGUCGGUCUGAAGGGGAAUCUGGAGAUGACGCUGGCGUCUCGGCUCUCCACUGCUGCCAACACGGGGCAGAUGGAUGAUCCUAAACAGCAGUGGUUGAUGGUGUGCAGUAAUCUGGCACUAAUACAGGUCCAGGCCACGGUGGUGGGGUUCUUGGCAGCGCUGGCAGCGGUAGCUCUGGGCGCCAUGUCGAGAGGAGGAGUGGAGCUGGAGCAGGCGGCUGUGCUGUGUGCGAGCAGUGUGACCACCGCCUUCAUCGCUGCACUCUCCUUAGGUUUGGUGAUGGUGGGAGUGAUUAUCGGCUCCCGGAAGGUGGGCAUUAACCCUGAUAACGUGGCCACGCCCAUCGCCGCCAGUCUGGGGGAUUUAAUCACACUGUCACUGCUGGCAGGAAUCAGCAGCACACUCUACCACUACAGAGAUGUGUGGUACGUGUCUCCGUUGGUGUGUGUGUUCUUCCUCUCUCUGAUUCCUCUGUGGGUUUUCGUGGCUCGUCGCAGUGUUCAGAUCAGAGAGGUGCUGCGCUCGGGGUGGCAACCUGUUAUAGUGGCCAUGUCCAUCAGCAGCUUUGGAGGUCUGAUUCUGGACAGAACCGUCAGUGACCCAAACUUUGAGGGCAUGGCUGUGUUUACUCCCGUCAUUAACGGUGUGGGCGGGAACCUGGUGGCCAUCCAGGCGAGCAGAAUCUCCACCUACCUGCACUCCUGGAGCGUUCCUGGAGUUCUGCCCUAUAAGAUGAGACAGCACUGGCCCAACCCCUGCGUCUCCUUCUUCUCUACAGGAGUGAACUCUAAAUCUGCCCGUGUCCUGUUCCUCCUCGUGGUCCCGGGACACCUCGUCUUCCUCUUCACCAUCAAAACAUUACAGGGAGGCCACGCCCCCAUCACCCCGUCCUUCAUCUGCUGCUAUCUGUGUGCUGCACUGAUACAGGUGGCGCUGUUGCUCUACACGGCGGAUGUGAUGGUGAGGUUCAUGUGGAGGAGAGGUCUGGACCCGGAUAACUUCUCCAUCCCGUACCUCACCGCUCUGGGGGAUCUGCUGGGAACCAGCCUGCUCGCGCUCUGCUUCCACCUCGUGUUCCUCCUGCAGGGACUCGGACUGUGAUUAGACCGUCCGCUCCUCCUCCUCCUCACACUGACUGGGAACUCCACAGGAACUCUACAGGAACCUGACUGCAGUGCAGGUUUAAUAACGGGGUCGAACGCAGAUCAGGGCUCAGGUGGAGUACAGAACUGUUCUCACUGUGAGCUUAAAGCUACGGUAGGGUCCAGAAGAAUCCAUCACCAUCAAGCGCUGCUUUCAUUUGUAUUUGAAUUGAUGAUUUAUGAAACACAGAGAUUCUCCUCACUGACUGAAAAUGUGAAGGUUUUAUUGAGUAAAGGAAGGAACAAUAACGGCGUGAAUAAUUAACACCGUGUGUUGGAGUUUAAACCAACACCAAGCCCUCACCGUGGUUCGUUCGUUCCUGUAAAAUGAGUUUUUCUGUAUUUCUAAUAUUUAUAUAAUCGCCAUCUCAUGGUUCUGGAUCUUUCUACAUUUUCCCUUUUUUUCUGACCCAGAAAUUAGCCCCACCCAAACCCUGUGAGCAUAACCCCACCCCUUUUUCUUAAAACCAACUCUCAAUUCGUUUACUGGAAAGUGUUUACAUUAGUAGUCCUCACAGGCAGCAGAGGGCGCUGCAGAUUACACACUGCUCCUUUAAUCCCUUUAUUAUUGAGUAAUUAAUAUUGAUUAAAUAAAAACAGUUGGUGGAUUCUGAUAUUUUAUACAACUGCCAGUUCUGUGGGCAUUUCCUCAUGUGGCCUCGUGGUUGAUGACACACACACACACACACACACACACACACACACACACACACCCCCGUGUCGUGGUGUUGAUUAUUAUGUGGAACAGAAGGCGAUGACAGUUCCUGUGGAGGAUUUGAAGUGAACUCGGUAAUAAAUGUGCUGCAGAUUUGGAGCUGAACCUCCCCUGGAUUUGAUUACAGAAAUCUUCUGAUGGAAGAACUGCGGGUCUGCUGCAGACAAAACACCGCUAUUUAUAUUAAAAAAUAACUCUGAUAACUCUGCACAGCUGUGUGUGUGUAAACGGUACACUGUGUGUGUAAAACACUUUCACUUCCAGAUGUUUACAUGGUUUGUCUGCACAAAAAGCAUUACUGUAUUCAUUUAUGAUUAAUGUCAUCAAUCUGGAGAGACACAGUUCCUCCCGCUGGAAUAAUCACUCAAAUAAACUGUAAACAAACCCCCGCGCUCUGUGUCUUCACCUCCACCGUCACCAUCACCUCCACCUUCAC
This is a messenger RNA of Ictalurus furcatus (blue catfish), 3521 nucleotides long. RefSeq names its product solute carrier family 41 member 3 (gene slc41a3). The transcript has 10 exons. Bases 977 to 2329 code for a protein of 450 amino acids. Gene Ontology annotation, molecular function: monoatomic cation transmembrane transporter activity. Gene Ontology annotation, cellular component: plasma membrane. Gene Ontology annotation, biological process: monoatomic cation transport. NCBI's taxonomy places the organism in Eukaryota, Metazoa, Chordata, Actinopteri, Siluriformes, Ictaluridae. The record is from RefSeq and is a predicted model, not a curated record.